This is a messenger RNA of Hyposmocoma kahamanoa, 1579 nucleotides long. RefSeq names its product 26S proteasome non-ATPase regulatory subunit 13 (gene Rpn9). The transcript is spliced from 4 exons. Gene Ontology annotation, biological process: ubiquitin-dependent protein catabolic process. Gene Ontology annotation, molecular function: structural molecule activity. Gene Ontology annotation, cellular component: proteasome regulatory particle, lid subcomplex; nucleus; cytosol. The record is from RefSeq and is a predicted model, not a curated record. Bases 1 to 1158 code for a protein of 385 amino acids. Lineage: Eukaryota; Metazoa; Arthropoda; Insecta; Lepidoptera; Cosmopterigidae.
AUGGCCACCGUAAAGUUUGCUGUUGUCGAUGUUGGUGAUUUUUUAGCGAAGAAACAGGCUACCGAGCCAGAUUUAGCAGCGGAUUGGGCUAAUUUGGAAGAACUUUACAAUAAAAAAUUAUGGCAUCAACUAACGCUAAAACUGCAGGAUUUUGUAAAACACCCAGCGCUCCAAGCCAACGACAACUUAAUUCAGCUGUAUAAUAACUUUCUGUGCACUUUUGAGAACAAAAUUAACCCUCUUUCCCUGGUGGAAAUCUUAGUGCACACUAUACCUCAAUACAGCAACAAAAAGGAUGCCAUCAGCUUCCUCGAGAAACUGGAAACCAAAGUCAAGGCAAAUGAUGAGGCACUGGCACUUUGCAAGGUCCUGCAGGGGCAGAUCUACCUGGAGCAGCUGAACGACCUGGACGCCGCGGAGAAGAUCAUCUCGGAGCUGGAGGGCAGCCUGGAGGACGCGGACGGCGUGACGCCGGUGCACGGGCGCUUCUACAAGCUGGCGGCCGAGUACUACCGCGUGCGCGGGCCCAUGGCCAAGUACUACCGCGCCGCGCUGCGCCACCUGGGCUGCGCCGACGGCGGCGCGGCGCUGCCGGCGGCCGAGCGGCGCGCGCUGGCGCUGCGCCUGGCGCUGGCCGGCGUCAUCGCGCCCAGCGUGUACGACCUGGGCGAGCUGCUGGCGCACCCGGUGCUGGAGGCGCUGCGCGGCUCGGCCGACGCCUGGGCGCACGAGCUGGUGCGCGCCGUGGCCGCGGGCGACGCCGCCGCCUUCGAGCGCGUGCGCGGCCGCGCGCCGCACCCCGAGCUGCAGCGCGCCGAGCGCCAGCUGCGCCAGAAGGUGGCGCUGCUGAGCCUCAUGGAGAUGGCCUUCGCGCGCGCGGCGGCGCAGCGGCGCCUGGCCUUCGCCGACAUCGCGCGCGCGGCGCGCGUGCCGCCCGACGAGGUGGAGCUGCUGGUCAUGAAGGCGCUGGCCGAGAAGCUCAUCCGCGGCCACAUCGACCAGGUCAGCGGCACCGUGGCCGUGGCCUGGGUGCGGCCGCGCGCGCUGGGCCGCCCCGGCGCCGCGGCGCUGGCCGGCCGCCUGGACGCCUGGUGCCGCGCCGUGGACGCCGCGCACCGCCUGCUGCGGCGCCGGGCGCCCGACCUGCUCACGCUCUGAGACCCUCAAACGCUAAUUGAAGCGAAGAUUAAAUUACAUACAAAACUAUUCCCUAAUGUAUUUACAAUAAAAAUUUAAACCUGCGUCUUUGCUUUCGUCACUUUCCAUAUGGUCUAAUAUAUGUGUCGCAUGAAAUUAAAGAACCCGAGGAACACUGACCGCUUCUUAGCCGGUAUGAACCGCAAACAAUUUUCAGAAUUGUCAUAACCUCUCGAUCCACAUAAGCACUUGACAUGCAACAUCAGUGGCACAAGGAAUUUUCGGGAUUUUGCCAUGCAAACUCGUUGUUUUUUCCCCCCGCUAAGAAAAAUGCAAUGGGUUUAAAAGCUAUAUAGGCAAGCCGUAGCAAAUUUUUCUUUUGGUACUUCUAAAUAGAUGGGCUAACGCCAAAUUUUAAGUCCAUUAUGUAUAUCUUUUUAUG